AUGUCACCUGAAGAUGAAUUAAUUGAACAAUUUCGACAUGAACUUCCAUUAACAAUUGGUGAUGAAUUAAAAACUUUACUUAGUUCAUUUAGUGGUAAAGAUGAUACAUUUUAUGUUUUACUUGUUAAUGAAAAUACUAUUGCUAUUGAUCAUGCUAUGAAUCAAUUACAAGAAGGAAAUCUUUCCAAUUGUUAUACAUAUGAAACACCACGAAUAAAAACUCUUGUUGUUGCUCGUUAUGUUGAUGAUGGUAAAUGGUAUCGUGCAUGGAUUAAAUCAAUUUGUUUACAACGUAAACAAGCAAUUGUAUUUUUUGUUGAUUUUGGUAAUGAAAGUACUGUUAUGUUUUCGGAUAUAUAUCCAUGUCCAGAAUCUGUUCGUAAACUUCCAUGGCUUGGUAUACGUGUUCGUUUAACAAAUGAUACAAUGACACAUGAUGAAUUAGCAACAUUUUGGAAAAUUGCUGAAUCAAAUUAUAUAUGGAUUAAAAUUUUAGACAUAUUAAAAGAUUCCUAUAGUAUACAAAUUAAAAUUGAUUAUACAAUUCUUCUUCGACAAGAACGUAUGAAAUCAUUAGUAUCUAAUCGAUCUGUCCAUAUAGGUGUACAAACAAUAUUCAAUGAAAGAUCGAUAUCAACAAUAUGUCCAUCGAAUAGUUCAGAUAUAAAUUCAUGUUUAAUGACACCAUCAAUCAAUGAUCAAAGUCAAAUUGGAAAUGAAAGUUUAAUUCGAAAUUUAUUUGAAAUGAUUAGUAAUGAAUUACGUCGCCUUCGAAAUCGUAUUAAUGAUAGUGAUGAAACAUCACAAGAUCGUCAUAGUCAAUUAAUGCAAUUAUUAUUUUCAUCAUUUAAUUUAAAUAAUAGUAAUAAUAAUAAUAAUAAUCAAAAACGAGUUUAA
Messenger RNA from Adineta steineri, 897 nucleotides. The record is from the annotation of a GenBank genome assembly. Lineage: Eukaryota; Metazoa; Rotifera; Eurotatoria; Adinetida; Adinetidae.